Molecule: messenger RNA, 1146 nt
Organism: Hevea brasiliensis (rubber tree)
Lineage: Eukaryota; Viridiplantae; Streptophyta; Magnoliopsida; Malpighiales; Euphorbiaceae
Product: WAT1-related protein At5g07050
Exons: 6
Coding region: 72-1094 (340 amino acids)
Cellular component (GO): plasma membrane
Molecular function (GO): transmembrane transporter activity
Source: RefSeq, a predicted model, not a curated record
GUUUUUUAGCACUUAGCUAUGGCUUGCAAGUAGCGUGCCACUAAAAUUACAUGAUCUGAGUAGAGUUGGAAAUGGAAGAGACUAAAGAGUGUGUUGGGGGAGGAAGAUCAAGAAAUUGGAAAGAAAAAAUGUUAUUAGAAAAGAUGAAACCAUAUCUCUUGAGUAUAUUUGUUGCUUUCUGCCAGGCAGGAUUUAACAUCAUCUCCAAGGUUUACUUGGAUAAAGGCAUGAAUGUUUAUGUUCUUGUGGCCUAUGGGUUUGCCAUUGGAGCCGUAACUACAGCUGUUCUAGCAUCACUCUUUGAAAGAAUAUUGUUCUACAUUGGUCUGGAACACACUUCAUCAGCAUUUGCAGCUGCCAUGAACAACUUAACUCCAUUAAUGACCUUUAUUUUGGCCAUUUUAUGCAGGAUGGAGAAAUUAGACAUUUCCAAGCUCAGUGGCCUAGCAAAGCUUGGAGGAACUAUAGUUGGAUUGGGCGGGGCCACACUCAUGACCCUAUACAAGGGUAUCACUGUGCUUUCAGUGCAUAAUCCCUACACUCAUCAACAAAAGUCCGCAUCAAAAAUAUUCCAAGAUAAGAAAUUAGUAAUAGGCUCUCUUGUGCUUCUUAUUCAGACAAUUACAGCAGCAGCAUUAAUCAUCUUACAGACAACAACAGUGAGAAAUUAUCCAGCUCCUAUGACGCUUACCUCAUUAAUAAGCCUAGUAGGAACUCUACUUUCAACAACCUUAGCAGCAAUUAUAGAUCAUAAAGCUUCAUCAUGGAGAUUGUCCUGGGACAACACUCUUGUUGCUCCUAUAUAUAAUGGAAUUGUAAUCUUUGGAAUUACAAUUUUUGUGCAAACUAGGGUGAUACAGAUGAGGGGCCCUGUUUUCACGUCAGCAUUUAGGCCACUCACAACAGUAAUUGUAGCUAUUAUGGCACUUCUAAUUUUAGGCGAGGAAUUGCACUUGGGAGGGGUAAUUGGAGCUACAAUGAUAAUCCUUGGCUUGUAUGCAAUUCUAUGGGGAAAGGAAGAUGAGAAAAAGAAGAGGCUAAUGGAGCCAGUGAUUUGUGAUAAAGAAAUAGAGAUAAAAGCAGAAAAGCAAUAGGACUGUAUUUUAAUGAAAAUGGUUGUUUAGACUCUAUUUAUAUAGUUGAUUC